Molecule: messenger RNA, 1487 nt
Organism: Penaeus monodon (black tiger shrimp)
Lineage: Eukaryota; Metazoa; Arthropoda; Malacostraca; Decapoda; Penaeidae
Exons: 3
Coding region: 337-939 (200 amino acids)
Source: RefSeq, a predicted model, not a curated record
UCUUCGCCAGGCCCUCCCUCAUCACCCCCUCCCCCCCGCACCUUCCCCCGCCGGCCGCCCACGCGCGUGUGACUUGUAAAUAGAAAACGAAAAGAAAAUAGUAAUAUAGCGCGUAUGGCAGGCUAUAAUGACGGCUUCUGCAAUCGUCUGUGCAUAAGAAAAUCUUUGGAACAGGAAGGCGCCGCAUACCACCAAUUGUCGGUUCCCCUGCGGCUUCAGGAGGGGCUAAAUCACGUUACGAGGAACCACAUGACGGUCCAUGAGGCUCUAUGAUACCUACCGGAAUCUACAUGACGUCACGAUAACGGAACAAAGAAGUAGAGAAAAGGCGAAAGGAUGACCAGUGUAGGUUUUGUCCUACACCUUACAUUGGUGUUCUGUCUGUCAGUCAGAGGAUGUACGGCUAAUGGAAUUUGGGACGCUGAUGGACAUCCUACACUUCAGGGAUUCGACGUGAACAUCCGGGAGGAUCCGGCAGCCCUCGGGGGACCUCAUGGAACCCACGACCCCCGUCAUGGCGAAAGCGAGUUCAGCGGAACAAACACAAUCCACGCCAUCGGCUCGGGCAUCUUUAGGCGGUUCUUUACUAGCGCAGGGUCAUUACGUCAAGCCAGAGAUAUCAAUUCGUUAAGUGAACGUCUGGCAGACAUACUCUUGCUCUUGCUGAAUGAUCCGAAUCUAAAUAGAAGCAAGAGACACAGCCAGACGAAGGACGACAAAGGAUCGAAUUUCGAAGCACGGAACAGGUCCUUCUCUGGCCAAUCUGUCGCCGAUGCCAGAUUCGCCUUCUUCCCUUCCUUCGACACAUGGCUGGGCGAGUUCAAGUCCACCUUCCAGAGGGAUAUGAUUUUCAACGUCGCUAAAGUCGGGGGAAUCGCUUUCCUGUACUAUUUCGCGCCCGGUGUCCUCACAUGGAUAGAAUCAACAUUCGGGUUCUGAGGCGCUCGUCCGAAUCUCAGGGUCGAAGCAGCGACACACACACAAAUCUUUAAAACGAACAGCAUGCUUGUGUUUUACAGUUUAGUACAUAAUUCAGGAACGUCGUGUAGCCUGAGACAUACCUAAGUUUCUGUUAACCGUGACUCCAGCCAGAUGGUCCGUGAACAAACCUUGAACAUCAUAAAGCUUCAGUCGUCCGUGGAGUGAUUGUGGCCCAUGGUGAGUCAGAGGCCGUCUCUGGCUAUAAUACGAUGACUCAUUUGAACAGUGGAAAAAGCUGUUAUAACUUGGGUCAGGUUCUUAUAGAAUACCACGAAGACUACAAAAGAGAAGAGAGUGAUAAACAAUGUAGUAAAUUAAUGCAGCGUUGUGUUUAAAAGGGAAAACCAAAAACUAUUGUGUGAUAAGAGUGCGUAGCCAACGAUGAAUUUUGUCGGUGUUUCCCAAUAAAGAAGUGUGAAUGAAAACGGAAAAGUGAUACUAUUGUGUCGCUCUUUUUUGCCUUGUUUGUGAUUGCUGCUUAAUGACAAAUAGUGAAAGAAAAAACA